This is a messenger RNA of Erinaceus europaeus (western European hedgehog), 607 nucleotides long. It is a transcript of the gene GTSF1L, whose product is annotated as gametocyte specific factor 1 like. The record is from RefSeq and is a predicted model, not a curated record. NCBI's taxonomy places the organism in Eukaryota, Metazoa, Chordata, Mammalia, Eulipotyphla, Erinaceidae. The coding region runs from base 37 to 492 and encodes 151 amino acids. The transcript has a single exon.
GACCUUGACCUUAGGCGAGGGAGCAGCUCUUGCUUCAUGGAGCCGGAAGCCUUGGAGAUUUGCCCUUACAACCCUCACCACCGAAUCCCGCUCAGCAGAUUUCAGUACCAUCUGGCUUCCUGCCGGAGGAAGAACCCCAAGAUGGCCAAAAAGAUGGCCAGCUGCAAAUACAAUGCCUGCCACGUGGUCCCCAUCAAAAAACUGGAGGAGCACGAGGCCACCUGUGUCAACAGAAGCACCAUCGAGGAGGAGGAAGGAAUGGAUAAAGACUGCUUGAACCCCCUGAAAGGCAGCAGCCUUCCCACUUCAGGGCAAAAUGGAGUCACCCCUCCACCUGCCCCCUGGCUCCCCAACCCAGACUCCUGGAAUGUAGACAGCACUGACUGUCACCCCAUGUUCAUCCUUAAGACUUUCGUCCCCCAAAAGCUUGUUUGUGAAAGUGACAGGAGAGAGUCAGAGAGAGAGGACCACCAAGCCUUGUCCCCUGACUAGUCCCCAGAAGAUAUUCAGACCUGCAGAGAAACCCUCCAGCCGCAGGAAGGAGCCGCCCACCUCUUCAAGGCAAGGAAAGAAAGGCAGCCCCACGGAAUAAAGAUGUGCAAAGUCA